AUGCUACCAGUGAGAGCGGGGGUGGCGACGGUGGCGUGCGCUGCCUCUUCCAUCACCUCACAAAACAAAUUGUCGAAGGAGCUGCAGACGCUCUCAGUUAAGCCUAGGGCGGGUGGUGGUGGUAACAGUAGCAAUAGCAGGACCGGCAACGCGAGUGGGAACCCCCCUACUAAGCACGUGGUGGGACACCAUGCAGCCCGCGGGACAGAUCGGACAGUAGUGAACGUGUCCGCUAGGAAAGGCACCGGCGCAGCUGGAUGUCAAACCUUUGACGGCGAUGAGACAUUAAUGGAGGCGGUGCAUCGCGUGCGGGGGGUGCUGCAGAAGUACCAGGGAACACCCACAGCGGCGGCCGCCUCACAACCGUCGCACUCAGCAUCUUCCAUACCAGUCUCCGAUCAGCAAGAGGGGGAAUUUGAAAACUGCGAAGAAAUAUUGGCAGCGACCGCGGUGCUGCUUGAGAAGGACGCGAUGUUUGGACCGCGUCUUCUUUCAUUAUUGUCAGGUGAUGCCCUCCGCGCACUGCUUAUUAUUGGCACCACGCAGGAGUAUUUUGGGCAAGACGCCGUUGAAGCGCAGCUUCGGGCCGUUGACAAGGAUCAAGACGACAAUAUCUCCUCCCAGGAAUAUUAUGCGUGGGUGAACACGGCGGUGCUGGAGCGCGCAGCUAAGCGUUUUGACACACCUCCAACUGUGAUGAAGGUGCAAGACACCACCACAUCUACGUCAUCCACCGCUGCCCCCGCCACUAUUGCAACGACGAAGGCGGUGACGGUGCCUGCAGCUGGUUACAUUUCGUGGGGUUUGUGGCAUCGCAUUGCGUUGUCUGCUGCUGUGCCGUUCGUGGCAUUUGGUAUGCUUGACAACACCAUUUUAGUGACUGUUGGUGAUACUAUUGACAAGAGAUGCGCGGAGGCCUUUGGGUUGUCGACAAUGGCGGCAGCAGCGCUUGGUGGAGUCGUGUCGGGGACGGCUGGUAUUCAAAUGCAUGGCCUUGCAGAGCGCAUGUCACAGCGGCUAGGUCUGGCACGGCCGCCUACUCUCACACCCCCUCAGCGCGCCUCUACGUCAACUGGGAACGCCACAGGGGUGGGUAGCACUAUUGGCAUGAUGGUGGGCCUUCUUCUUGGCAUGACGCCGCUGCUGUUGUUGUCUUCAUCUGCCUCUUGA
Molecule: messenger RNA, 1170 nt
Organism: Trypanosoma rangeli
Lineage: Eukaryota; Euglenozoa; Kinetoplastea; Trypanosomatida; Trypanosomatidae
Exons: 1
Coding region: 1-1170 (389 amino acids)
Cellular component (GO): mitochondrion
Source: RefSeq, a predicted model, not a curated record